AUGACGUAUUCAACGCAGUCGUCAUCGACUCUAGUGGCUAUACGCAGAGACGAGUGUUUCUUCCCCAUCAGCAGCCAUUCUAUCUCCCUUUCUUCGGUGCUGUCUUACUUGAUUGACUGGAUCUUCUACAUCAGUCUCACCACGCUAGCUCUUGUAUACGCCAAGAUUGUGUCCCCGCUUUUCGCCGAAUUCUACCUCUACAACACCUCGCUAUGGUACAGCCAUAUUCCGACCGACCUCACCAUUGUGCCCACGUUUCUUCUCAUCAUCUACUCGAUUCUGAUCCCCAUUGGCCAAUUUGCACUCACCAUUGGAUUCACCACCUCUCAUAGAUGGCACAGACGACUCUGGGACCUGCACGCUAUCCUCCUGACCCUGAUGGCGGCCCACGCCCUGCAAACUGUGAUUGUAUCGCUCCUAAAAAAUCUGGUGGGAGCCCCCCGGCCAGAUAUGCUCGCAAGAUGUAGACCCAUGUCCUGGAUGCGUCCGUCAUUCGGAACUCUUUCCAACGUCGGCAUUUGCACACAAACAGACAUUGGACAUCUUGAAGAAGGGUUUCGGUCGUUUCCUUCCGCCCAUUCCGCCACGGCAUUCACAUCGGCUAUGGUUCAAGUCCUUUUUUGGAUCGCCCGAACCCGGAUGCUGGACUGCUCUGGGUGGUCUUGGAAGCUGCUUCUCAGCCUGGUUCCACUUCUGUCGGCUUCUGCAGUCGCCUUCUCACGCAUCUCAGACAAUAGACACCACGUCUUCGACGUGAUCAUCGGAAUGCUGAUUGGUCUGAUUGCAGGCUAUCUCGCCUUUAUCCACUACUUUCCGUUCCCCACCUUUGCCAACGUCUGUACCGGGGGACGGGCAUACUCGCCUCGAUGUGGUAUUCUGGGGAGCGUGGGCUGCUGGUCGUUGGGCGACGAGACGGGCUGUUUGCGAACCAAGCUGUUCAAAACCCCCAAAUGCUCUGUCAAGGCAACCUUCACCAUGGGAUGUGGAACAGAGCUCUGUGUCUGCAAGAAGCCCUCAUGUGGAGCGUGCUCUGUGGGAGGGGAAGGGGCCAAAUGCUCUCUACGGUGCUCAAUUAGAAACUGCACGGGAAAUGCAUGCACCUCGCGGCCUGUAAGCAGGAGAUCUACCAGACGAACCCCUAGUCGGCGGUCCCGAAGAUCUCACCAGACCUAUCCGGGAAGGUCUUCUGAAACAGCCUGUCUGCCCUCUUGUUCUCCUACAUGUACAGGCAACUGUCACGACACCACUUGUAGUAGUUGCGACAGCUCAGCAACGGCCACCGAGCCGUCGCACACAAGAUCUGCUCACCGAUGCACCAACCCGGUGUGCACCAUUGCGGGCUGUAUAGGAGCUUGUUUGCGACGGGUCACCAGCCGACCCCGAUGUACGACUGUGGGUUGUACUGUGGCCAAUUGCAUUGGUAUCUCUUGCUUGGUGGGACGAGUGCGCACUUGUCGUAUUCCCUGGUGUCGUAACGAGCGAUGCAUGAGGCUUGCUCGAGAGCAUUGUUUUGAUGAGGAAGCUUCUAUCAUUGAUGUUGGAGGGGGAAGAUCCAGAGCUUCUAGGCACCGUAGGGUGAGUAGACAUGCCAUUACUCCCUAA
Messenger RNA from Yarrowia lipolytica CLIB122, 1602 nucleotides. NCBI's taxonomy places the organism in Eukaryota, Fungi, Ascomycota, Dipodascomycetes, Dipodascales. The record is from RefSeq and is a predicted model, not a curated record.